Girardinichthys multiradiatus is the source of this 1517-nucleotide messenger RNA. RefSeq names its product E3 ubiquitin-protein ligase HECTD3-like. The coding region runs from base 1 to 1374 and encodes 457 amino acids. The transcript has 13 exons. The record is from RefSeq and is a predicted model, not a curated record. Gene Ontology annotation, molecular function: ubiquitin-protein transferase activity. NCBI's taxonomy places the organism in Eukaryota, Metazoa, Chordata, Actinopteri, Cyprinodontiformes, Goodeidae.
AUGGAAAGUGCCAGAUGGAUCACUUUGGAAAGGUUCAUCAGUCUACUUGACAAUGUGCUGCCACACCUGGUGCCAGCCUGGGAUUACAGCCUGGGAAUGUUUAGCCAGAUCAAAAGCAUAAAGCAGUUCUUGCUGCUGUCCAAACGGCGCUCCGCCCUCAUCAUUCAGUGCCUGAAGGACUCAGAGACCAGCAAGCCUAACUUCAUGCCUCGCCUCUACAUCAACAGACGUCUGGCCAUGGAGCACAGAGACAACCCGUCUCUGGACCCAAGCUGCAAGAACGCCGUGUUCAGUCAGGUGUAUCAAGGUCUCAAGCCAUCCGACAAACAUGAAAAGACUUUAGAUUACAGAUGGCCAGCUCGCUAUGACCAGUGGUGGGAAUGCAAGUUCAUUGCUGAGGGAAUCAUCGACCAAGGAGGAGGAUUUCGGGACAGCCUGGCAGACAUGUCGGAGGAGCUUUGCCCCAGCUCAGCUGAGUGUCCCAUGCCUUUGCCGUUCUUCACUCGGACAUCCAACCAGGGAGACUUUGAGGCCAGAGAUUACUACGUACCUAACCCGUCCUGUAAAGACUUCCAAAUAUAUGAGUGGAUCGGUCAGCUGAUGGGUGCUGCUCUCAGGGGAAAAGACUUCUUGGUGUUGGCUCUGCCUGGCCUGGUCUGGAAGCAGCUAACAGGGGAGGCAGUCAGCUGGAGCAAAGACUUCCCAGCAGUGGACUCGGUGCUGGUAAACUUGCUGGAAGCCAUGGAGAACAUGGACAAAGAGACGUUCGAGUUCAGGUUCGGGGAGGAGCUGGUCUACACGACCCAGCUGACUGAUGGUCAGAUGAUGGACCUCAUCCCAGGUGGCAGCAACGUGCCAGUUCGAUACGAGGACCGCAGCGAGUUCAUCCGCCUGGUGCAGAAGGCUCGGCUGGAGGAGAGCAAGCAGCAGAUCGCAGCCAUGCAGGCAGGGCUGCUGAAGGUGGUUCCUCAGGCCGUACUGGACCUCCUUACAUGGCAGGAGGUGGAAAAGAAAGUGUGUGGAGACCCGGAGAUUACUGUGGAAGCCCUAAAACGGCUCACACGCUACGAAGACCUGGAACAAAGUGAUGUCAGAGUGCAGUACUUAUGGGAGGCGCUGACAAACUUCACCAACGAGGAUCGUAGCAGGUUUCUGAGGUUUGUAACGGGUAGAAGUCGUCUCCCUGCACCAAUCUAUGUCUUCCCUGACAAACAAGGGUCUGACACAACUGACGCACUUCCACAGUCGUCCACAUGUUCCAGCACCCUGUAUCUACCCAACUAUCCAAGUGCCAAGGUUUGUGAGGAAAAGCUGCGUUACGCUGCGUACAACUGUGUGGCCAUCGACACCGACAUGAGCCCCUGGGAAGAGUGAUCUCUCUGCUGCCUCACUGAAUGCUGCUCACUACAGUCCCUUCUAAAACAAAAACAUGUAUAUCACCAUGUUUAUAAUCACAUCUUUACAACUGCCGGUUAACAAUAGCUGUAUAUAAUAAAGAACUUAUAAGGAAACAUGAA